This is a messenger RNA of Chinchilla lanigera (long-tailed chinchilla), 1125 nucleotides long. RefSeq names its product caveolin 3 (gene Cav3). Lineage: Eukaryota; Metazoa; Chordata; Mammalia; Rodentia; Chinchillidae. The transcript is spliced from 2 exons. Gene Ontology annotation, molecular function: molecular adaptor activity; transmembrane transporter binding; connexin binding. The record is from RefSeq and is a predicted model, not a curated record. Gene Ontology annotation, biological process: caveola assembly; regulation of membrane depolarization during cardiac muscle cell action potential. Gene Ontology annotation, cellular component: caveola. The coding region runs from base 280 to 735 and encodes 151 amino acids.
CCACGCAUGGAGCCAGAACCCAGCAGCGCCCCCUUUAAGGAGCACCCUGCCUUUCAGAAGUGCUCCAGUCUUAAUUUUAGCUUGGAGGUCUGCCACGCCGGCUUUACCGAGAGGCAGGCCGGAGUUAUGUGGGACAGCUGUCCGCUGGCAUGCUGGGUGGGGCCUGUUAGCCAUAGGACACAAAUCUGGGGACCCUGAACUGGUCUCUCUGCCCCAAGGAUUCUCAGCCCACCAGCUGCAAGGCUCGGACCUCCACCACCUGCUAGAGACAGCUCUGCAAUGAUGGCUGAAGAGCACACGGACCUGGAGGCCCAGAUCGUCAAGGACAUUCACUUUAAGGAGAUCGACCUGGUGAACAGAGACCCCAAGAACAUUAAUGAAGACAUCGUCAAGGUGGAUUUUGAAGAUGUGAUUGCGGAGCCUGUGGGCACCUACAGCUUUGAUGGCGUGUGGAAGGUGAGCUACACCACUUUCACUGUCUCCAAGUACUGGUGCUACCGGCUGCUGUCCACACUGCUGGGCGUCCCGCUGGCCCUGCUCUGGGGCUUCCUGUUUGCCUGUAUCUCCUUCUGCCACAUUUGGGCAGUGGUGCCGUGCAUUAAAAGCUACCUGAUCGAGAUCCAGUGCAUCAGCCACAUCUACUCACUCUGCAUCCGCACCUUCUGCAACCCGCUCUUCGCUGCCAUGGGGCAGCUCUGCAGCAGCAUCAAGGUGAUGCUGCGGAAGGAAGUCUAAAGCCAGGCAGGGAAGCGGGUAGCAGGGCAGGGCUCAAGCCAGGCACAACUGCACCUGCUCCACAGAGGGCCAGAGAGCUCUUUCUCCUUAGUGACUGCUCCAUUCCCUCCUCCAAAUGGGAGCACACCAUGUAGGGAAGCUGGAAAGAAAAGCCAACCCGGCCUCGCAGGCAGUGCAGCGGCCCUCACUCUGCCUAGCCCUACCACAAUACCCAGGAGCAGCCUGGACCAGAAGAUGUGUGCUACGAGGCAGCUACUGCAAGUCUUUGCAUCCGUGUGUACUGUGACAGCGUGAACUGCCAUGGGUUCCCACCGUCCACGCACGCCCAAGAAAGCGACCAGUGACUGCGGGUGUGAGGGGGCCCAAAUAAAGGUUUCAGCUGCAUGGGGA